Molecule: messenger RNA, 1269 nt
Organism: Cryptococcus wingfieldii CBS 7118
Lineage: Eukaryota; Fungi; Basidiomycota; Tremellomycetes; Tremellales; Cryptococcaceae
Exons: 5
Coding region: 1-1269 (422 amino acids)
Biological process (GO): proteasome-mediated ubiquitin-dependent protein catabolic process
Cellular component (GO): nucleoplasm; cytosol
Molecular function (GO): polyubiquitin modification-dependent protein binding; proteasome binding; ubiquitin binding
Source: RefSeq, a predicted model, not a curated record
AUGCGAUUCCUCAAACCGACCAUCACUAUCAAAAGACUCAUGAGCAUGUUGAUGAUCACCGACAGGGUCGACUUUGGACAGGGCGGGCUCGUCAUCGACGACGACGAAGUGCUGGAUAAGGACCUGACCCUAAUGCAAUGUGGGAUCGAGGAUAUGGCCGUGUUGAAGGUCUUGAAGAUUGAGAAGCGUCCAAGUCAAGGUCAUUUCCCUAAACAGGUCACAGUCCUCGACAGUGCGAAUGGACGCAAAGUAUCGAUCCCCAAUACUUCCUUAUUCACCACCGUCGCCGCUAUCCGAAACAAGAGCCUUUCCAUGCUCAAUUCGACCAACAGUUUGACCCUGCAGAUUGUCUACAAGGGAAGGGUGCUCGACGGCAAGACGCCGAUCACGGAUCUUGCACUCGAGCCGGAUGAUGUGUUGCAGCUGGUUUAUGAUGGGCCAAUCACAUUCGAGGUCAAGAACAUUGCAGACAAUCCCUCUCCCUAUACCGCAAUUGCCUCUCUUCGCCGGACAGAUUCAAUUGAUGUCCUCAAGGAUCAUCUGUACGAGCUCUUCAAGAUCCCCGUCAGUGACCAGAAGCUCUGGAUAAACGCUCGUCCCGUGCCAGAUGAUCAUCUCAUCUUGGACAAUCUCAAUCUGUCAGAGCAGAAAAAGCUGGUAGUCGGGAGCAAGACGCAUUCGCCAAUCUUGUGCAAAACGUCGAAUGGUGAUAUGCCAUUGUUCGUGUCGUUCAAUGACAAGGUCGGGUCUUUGAGAAGUGUCCUUCGUCAUCACAAACGGGUGGAUUUCUCUACCCAUGACCUCGUGUACAAUGGAGUGGUCCUCAGUGACGACUCGCGUACGCUAGGGUCGUACGGGGUUGACGCCAAGCAUCCUGUAUGUGCUGAGAAGAAGCAGGCGAGCGAGCCUGUACAGAGUCCUGCCCAGGGGCCCGUUCAAGAGCCAGUUGAACAACAGACGGCGCAGGAGGAGGCCAGUCUUACAAUAUCUAUCCGAAAUCUUAUGGGCGAGUACCGUGAAUAUAAAGUAAAACCAUCAAUGGGCGUCAACGACCUCAAAAUUGCCAUCGAAGCUAGAGAGAAUGUGGCUGUCGGCUUCCAACGCUUGAUGCGGCAGAAUGUGGAGAUCAAGGAAGGGACCUUGAAGGAUUGCGGGAUAGUAGACGGGGAUAAGGUCGUUGUGGUGCGGCGCCUGAAAGCACGGGAAAGUGAGAGCCGUCCCUCGCCUGAGGGGUCGAGUAGUCCGAGUAAAAGGCCGCGGAUAGAAUGA